AUGGAGGAGGAACCCCCGCUGGCGGAGCCUCGGUCGCAGCGGUUCGUGCUCUGGCUGCACGGGCUGGGGGAUAGCGGCCGCGCAAACGAGCCGGUGGCCGGGUACGCCUUCGCCGGCGCCCGCUGGGCCUUCCCCACGGCGCCUACAGCUCCCGUCACAUGCAACCGUGGCAUGCUAAUGCCAUCGUGGUUCGACAUCCACGACACGCCCAUCACCUCCAAAUCCGUGAGGGGCGAGGCGGACGUGCUGAGGGCCGUCGAGAGAGUGCACGCCAUGAUCGACCAGGAGAUAUCCGCCGGGACGAGGCCGGAGGAUGUCUUCGUCUUCGGGCUCAGCCAGGGAUGCGCGCUGAGCAUCGCGAGCGUGCUGCUGUACCCGAGGGCGCUGGGCGGCUGCGCGGUCUUCAGCGGUUUCCUCCCGUUCGGCGCCUCCUUCACGUCCAGGGUGACGGCCGAGGCCAAGAAGACGCCGGUGCUGUGGGUGCACGGGCGAGCGGACUUCCUGGUCCCGAUCGAGGCUGGGAAAGACGGGACGAAAUUCCUGCAGGGACGGCUCGGCAUGAGCUGUGAGUUCAAGGUGUACGACGGGCUCGGCCACGAGCUGGCGCCCUACGAGCUGCAGUACUGCGAGCGCUGGGCCGCCGGCGGGGGUGGUGGCUCCAACCACGACCAAGGAACAAGAAGCGUGGACCGUGGCGUCCCGAGGAGCAGGCGCUCUUGCAGCUGCGGAUUCGGCUUCCUCUCUCGGUCGUAA
Triticum turgidum subsp. durum (durum wheat) is the source of this 753-nucleotide messenger RNA. NCBI's taxonomy places the organism in Eukaryota, Viridiplantae, Streptophyta, Magnoliopsida, Poales, Poaceae. The record is from the annotation of a GenBank genome assembly.